This is a messenger RNA of Stylophora pistillata, 3137 nucleotides long. RefSeq names its product polycystin family receptor for egg jelly-like. Gene Ontology annotation, biological process: calcium ion transport. Gene Ontology annotation, molecular function: monoatomic cation channel activity; protein binding. The record is from RefSeq and is a predicted model, not a curated record. Gene Ontology annotation, cellular component: plasma membrane. NCBI's taxonomy places the organism in Eukaryota, Metazoa, Cnidaria, Anthozoa, Scleractinia, Pocilloporidae.
ACAAAGCAGAACUGACUUGUAAAACGCUUCGUCAUCAGGAUUUUUUUUUUCCUCGCCGUUGAGCCCUUUUGUUAGUAUGUCGUUAUCUUUUUUCAUGAAAGACAAUGGGAAUCAUUCGGGAUAGCCGUUUUAAGCCUCGAACAGUUGUGUCGUUGGUGCUUCAGGUCUGGUUUCAAAUAUCGAAUCUGCGACGAGUCAUUUCUCAAGAGAAUCAAGUUCUGCAACAUUGUAACCUGUCAACAAAAGCCGCAGUCCUCUUGCCUUUUAAUGAACACUACAGAGACAAAGAAGCCCUAAAUGGUACCUUGAAAGUGCACAUGUCUAACACUGAAUUUGUUUCCGGAAUCGAUGGCGAGCCAGGCGGGGCCAUUCUCUUUAAAGGAAUCCAAGACUCUUACGUGGAGAUUGAGGCCGACAAGCAGAUCGAUUUCGGUUAUUCCAUGACGAUUCUGUCUCAUAUUUUACCAUCCGUGAGUCACACUGGGCCAAUUGUUCAUUACAAAUCCGAUCAGCACGGAGUACAGAUGUGGGUCCAGGGAACUGUGGCGGAGAAAGGACAGUUGUCUGCGCGAUUCAACCGAAGAAACCUUUCCCAUUCUAAAUGGUUAAAGGCUGAUGUAAUCAAUGUGGGGCAGUGGAAUUAUAUUGGUGCUUCCUACGAUCACGUGACGGGUGAGGCCUCUUUGUAUCACGAUGGAGUCCAUGUCUACAGUGCUUUUAUAGGAAAGAAUAUCUAUUUGGCGACGCAAUACGAGAUCAGGAUUGGUGCCAUGUUAUUAUCAUCUUUGGGGAAAUACAAAGGCAAAGUCGCUUGUAUUCAGUUUUAUUCUAAAGCACUUCAGGAACAGGAAGUUGCGGCGGCGAGGCGCGCUUGUAUACCAGUCGUGCCUUUGCAGUAUCUUUCUCUCAACCUGACCUCACCUUUACACGUGGCGGAAGUGAAUGAAACGAAGUUAAUAGUCAAGGCAAGUGCAAACAUGAAUACCACGAACCCUACCUUCCAGUUUGACUGGGGUGACGGCACAGAAACAUGUAGGAGAGUCUCAGACACAGGUGAUCACAUGUACCGCUUCAUCGGUAACUAUACAUUGCAUGUGCAAGCUUGGACUAUGUGCAACACAAGUACAUUGUCUGCAAAGGCGAACAUAUCUGUUCCUACGCCAGUACUUGUUCUCAGAAAUGUAGCCCUGCAAAGUAACGCAACGGUCUUUGGAGAAGCAACUCAAUUUCGUCUUUUUGUGGGAAGAGGGUCUGACUUUGAAUGUCUUUGGUCACUAGGCGAUCAUGCCAAUGUCACUGCUUAUAUCUCUCGAGCUAAUUCGAGCGCCUUUGUUAGGAAUCAUACCUACUCAGUCCCUGCUGAUUACAAGGUUCUGGUCACUUGUAGAAACAGAAGAAGCAAGUUAACCGCUAGUACUAUUGUUCUUGUUCAAAAUCGUAUCAAGGGCCUUACUGUCUAUCCAAUACCUCCUAUACUGUUUGGAACUGAGUUCAAAGUACGAUGGAGAAUAGACAACGGCACAGGUGUCACGUACAAAGUAACUUUUUCUGCCAUCCCUUUGCAAGUUGCUGCAACUACAGAGUGGGAUUUGUAUGGACAAACUUCUGUAACAUUGCAGGAAUACAAAACUCCGGGAGAAUUUCUUGUUCACGUCUCUGCUUCCAAUGCAGUUACGAAUUGGAUCUCUGCAUGGACAAAAUGCAACAUUUUCCGACCAGUUUUGCCCUUUACACCCAUCGUUCUCGACAGUUCCAGGGAUCUAGAAGUUAAUCAGACUAUCACCAUCUUGAUCACAAAUGUCUCCUCCGUCUCUGGAACAAAUGUGUCGUACCUUGUAAACUUUGGAGACAACAGUAAAGCAAUAGUCACCCAUAGAUCGUAUGUUAAUUACUCGUAUGAUCUGCAUGGUCUUUACACAGUCAGUAUCACAGCAAUGAAUGAAGUAUCCACCUUUAAUACCAGCAUUACCAUCAAGGUUCACAAACCAGUCUUGAAAUUAGAAGGGGCCAGUAUUCCAUUCCUCGUUGCAAAGGUGCACCAAAGUGUUCAUAUUCCAAUAUUCUUUCUGAAGGGGUCUGAUUUUCACUGCCACUGGGAGUUUGGAGACGGACAGGAAAUAAAGAAAAACUCCACUGAGGAACUAGUGUAUUUCAAGGAUCUAAAUGAUAACCUCGAACUCUUCACCAAUGUAAGCAUGUCCGUAAAACAUGUUUUUAAGAGAGUGGGUGUUUAUCAAGUUAUCGUGAAUUGUCAAAACCGUUUGAGUGAAAUGAUAACAAUCGCGUAUGCCAUGGUUCAAUUAGAAAUACAAUCCUUCCAAGUUUCAACUGUCAGUCCAGUUAGGUUUGGGGACACUUUCUCCAUUAAUUGUACCAUUGACGCCGGAACGAAUGUGAGUUUCAAGAUGUACCUAAAUAAUCAAGAACUCGAUAUAAAAAAUCAAGGUUUUUUUAGUGUGGCGCAUGUUACCCCAAGCAUUUACAAACAGGCGAAGAAGCACAACAUAACUGUCACAGCAACAAAUCUCGUCACCCCUUUACUGAGUCACACGCAAGUAGUCACCAUAGAGGUUCCAGUUUCUGAAGUCAAUAUUUCGAUGAAUUAUUUUGAGGGAAGCAGAUUGCAUGCUGGACAUGGUGCAAGCAUGGAUAUUUUCCCUGAAGGAGUUCCAGUCGUAUUUAAUGCCAACGUUGACAAAGGUUCCAGUUUGGAGUACACGUGGUCGAUAAGCAAAGCUACCAUAUACAUUGAACAGAACAGACUCAAGAUUCAGCAUAUAUUCAACGCUCGUGGAAUAUACAUAGUAUCAAUAAGUGUUAGAAAUCAAGUGAGUGAGGCAGUUUCUAUUGCAGUUAUUGCAAUUCAAAAACGUGCAAAAUUCUUGUAUAGGUAUCUCGAAUGCUCUUCACCAAAGGUUAGGAAUGAAACUGUUACCAUACGAGCUACUUUGGAGGCUCUUGGAACAAACUCAACUCUUCUCGUGGAACUAGACAACAUCACGAGAUAUUGGUACGGAGAAGCCGAUGCAAGAAAUAAUCUCAACGCAGCAGCGAAUGAAAUAAAUACGCAGUAUCAGGGAAAUCUUGGAAGGACAACCACAAUCCAUUAUGUCUUUGAAACUCCAGGAGCCCUGUAA